This is a messenger RNA of Coregonus clupeaformis (lake whitefish), 895 nucleotides long. It is a transcript of the gene cxcl18b, whose product is annotated as chemokine (C-X-C motif) ligand 18b. The record is from RefSeq and is a predicted model, not a curated record. Gene Ontology annotation, biological process: immune response. NCBI's taxonomy places the organism in Eukaryota, Metazoa, Chordata, Actinopteri, Salmoniformes, Salmonidae. Gene Ontology annotation, cellular component: extracellular region. Gene Ontology annotation, molecular function: chemokine activity. The coding region runs from base 183 to 512 and encodes 109 amino acids. The transcript is spliced from 4 exons.
UCCAGGGAGAGGUCUGCUGUUUCUUGAACGUUUGCCGGGAAAGAACAUGGGAUGCCGGCAGCUUAUAAAAAGGACAAUGGAUCCCACUAGUUCUUCACUUUUCACUUUCACUUCAAGUGGAUCUUACUGUCUCUUGACUCCUCACCUCCCAAUCUUCUCACCUCUCGCUACUUAUAUUCACGAUGGCCUUCGCACCAAAAGCCUGCAGUCUUUUCCUGGUGGUUUUGCUGGGAGUUUGUAUACAGCUCUACAGAGCUCAAUACGUUCCAGGUGCCAGGUGCAAAUGCCCAGGAACCAUCAUGAACACUCCGGAAACUAUUGUUGACUUUGAAAUCAUUGAAAAGACACAUUACUGCGACACUACUGAAAUCAUUGUUACACUGGCGGAAGAUGGAGCCAGACGGUGCCUGAACCCUGUUGGAAGAAAGGCCAUGCUUUUCGUCAACUGCUGGAACAAAAUAAACAAGGACAACAAGCAAAAGCUGAGGUGUCUGAAGAGAAAAGCAGAGUGAACAUAAUGGAGGAGGGAAGAAGGGCCAUGGAAAACUCACCGGCUGGAUUUUCCCAGAAGUCAUGUGACCAAACUCACACAAGAAGAAUGUUUGGGACUGACACUGCACUUUAGAGAGAGAGAGAGAGAGAGAGAGAGAGAGAGAGAGAGAGAGAGAGAGAGAGAGAGAGAGAGAGAGAGAGAGAGAGAGAGAGAGAGAGCGAAGAGGAGCUUUCUAUUUCAUGAGUUUCCUUUUUGAUUUUGUGUCCAUACUGUUACAGUACUACAAGAAUACAACAUUAAUUGUGAGACAUUUACAGAUAUCAUAUGUAAAACUCUUUAUUUAUUUUUCAAUUUAUUAUUUAAAUAAGUGUAUAUUUAAUGAACAGAUAAAUAUGAUUUUGA